Molecule: messenger RNA, 1874 nt
Organism: Cylicocyclus nassatus
Lineage: Eukaryota; Metazoa; Nematoda; Chromadorea; Rhabditida; Strongylidae
Source: the annotation of a GenBank genome assembly
AUGAGGUUGUGCCUUACACCUCGACAAAGAAGGCGGGUUUUAAACUGGAUAUUAUUUUCUGUUGGUGUUUUUCUCUUCAUAACAUGGAGCAGAGAAGGCGCCAAGUUGUAUGAAGCACAAACUCCUGUAAUGAAACAUGUGAUUCCCAACUACAGUAUCCCACGAGUUGGUCCUGGUGAAAAUGGCGAAGGAGUUUACUUAGAAGGAGAGGAAAAAAAGAUUGCUGAUGAACAAAUAAAAACGAUGUUUAUGAAUGUUCUGGCAAGUGACAAGAUCUCCUUAGAUCGAAGUAUACCGGAUUCAAGGUCAAAAGAAUGUUUGGCGCUCUCCUAUCCAAAGAAUUUGCCAACUGCAUCCGUGGUCAUCAUAUUCACUAACGAGUUUCUAUCAGCUGUUCUCCGUACAGUGCAUUCCGUCGUCAACAGAACGCCAUCGGAACUGCUAAAGGAAAUAAUACUUGUUGAUGAUGUUAGUGACAGAGAGGAACUCAAAGAACCCUUAACUGAACACCUGAAGCGCUUUGGCUCAUUGGUGAAACUCAUUAGAUCUACUGAAAGACUUGGCCUCAUCAGGGCGAAAUUGCGAGGCGCUAAAGAGGCCAGUGGAGACGUACUCGUGUUCUUAGAUGCUCACUGCGAGGCAAAUGCUGGGUGGGCAGAACCAUUGCUGGCGCGAAUCAAGGAGGAGAGGACAGCUGUGGUCUGCCCGAUAAUUGAUUCGAUAUCAGAUAUAAAUAUGGCAUAUCUGGGUGGUUCUCAUGGAGGAAUCGGUACAUUUUGGUGGUCUUUACACUACAGCAUGGGACCGCUACCAAAAAGUGAAAUAGAACGUAGAGCCAAUCCUCAAACGGAUUACAUUAGGUCGCCCACGAUGGCUGGCGGUCUGUUUGCUGCUAAUCGUGAGUACUUUUUUGAAGUGGGAGGUUACGAUGAAGAGAUGGACAUAUGGGGCGGAGAAAAUCUAGAGAUUUCAUUCAGAGUAUGGAUGUGUGGAGGAUCGAUCGAGUUGAUACCAUGUUCUCAUGUUGGUCACAUCUAUCGUUCUGGGCACCCAUAUGACAUGACAGGCCGCAAUAAUAACAAAGAUGUCCAUGGAACAAAUUCUAAGCGAUUGGCAGAAGUUUGGAUGGAUGACUAUAAAAGGCUUUUCUAUGUUCAUCGAAUGGGUCUGAAGGACUUGGACGUGGGAGAUCUGACAGAGCGAAAAAAGCUUCGAGAACGGUUGCAAUGCAAAUCGUUCAAAUGGUUCUUAGACAAUGUUAUACCGCAAAAGUUCAUUCCCGAUGAAAAUGUUUACGCUUAUGGGCAUGUAAAAGGAGAGAAUGGACUUUGUUUGGACACACUUCAGAGGCUGGAAAACAAAGGCACCGUAGUUUUGGGUGUAUUUUCGUGUCAGGAAGGAGGCAGCUCAGCACAGAUGUUCUCCAUUUCCAAAGAACAUGAACUUCGAAGAGAAGCUACUUGUGUCGAUGUUGGAAGUCCAGUGCGGCAUGGAGUCUACAAGGCAGUCUUGCAAGAAUGUGAUGAUAAAAACCCAAUAGAGUUUGAACAUGAUCAGAAUGGUCAAAUUCGUCACAAGGGACGCGGGUUGUGCCUGGAUGUUGAAAACGUUUCGUCUGGAGGAGAUGUGCUGUUCGCUCGCUGCGUACUAGACAAAGCCAGCCAGCUGUGGUCGUUUGAUAAGUAUUUUGAGCUUCAACACUAAGUUAGUUCGUUUCUGUAUUCACAAUUCGAAUCACUUUUUUAUACUAAGCAAUAACAGAGUAACGCUGCCGGUGAAGUUAUACUUAUCUUGAAGAUUGAAUUGCAUCCGCCCGGCCCGUAAAACUCUGCGGGAGGAUUGAGUCAUCUUUAUUUGAUCAGUGAUGUUGUUUU